AUGUAUCCGUUGAUGUGGAAGGUCGCCCUGGAUGUCCUGCCCGCUCAGGCCUCAGCAGUCCCUUGUGAACGCAUUUUCUCGUCAAGUAAAGAGACGGAUUCACUUCGGCGCACAAAUAUGUCAUCGUGGAAGAUUGAAGAACUCCAAGUCCUCAAAUUUGGCUACAGGUCCGACCGCCUCACCUUCAUGGCAGAUUUAAUCAGCAUGGAAAGGGAAUUAUCAGUUCUCGAUCUAUCCGUCUCUGUCGUCGAGGAUCUGAUGUCUCGCAGGAAGCUUGAAGAGUUAGAGAAGUAUGUCGAUGAGUCCUAG
Messenger RNA from Laccaria bicolor S238N-H82, 309 nucleotides. RefSeq lists its product as uncharacterized. The record is from RefSeq and is a predicted model, not a curated record. The transcript has a single exon. NCBI's taxonomy places the organism in Eukaryota, Fungi, Basidiomycota, Agaricomycetes, Agaricales, Hydnangiaceae. Gene Ontology annotation, molecular function: protein dimerization activity. The coding region runs from base 1 to 309 and encodes 102 amino acids.